Acaulospora morrowiae is the source of this 347-nucleotide messenger RNA. The record is from the annotation of a GenBank genome assembly. Lineage: Eukaryota; Fungi; Glomeromycota; Glomeromycetes; Diversisporales; Acaulosporaceae.
AUGAAAGACCAAAUAUUCGAGAACCUGGAACUGGAUAUUUCUAUAGAACAAUGAUGGCAAAACUUUAUCGCCAAGGAAUGGCAGUACAAGAGUGGGAUUUUGGGAAUGCUAGAAAAUAUUCAAGAGAUCUUAUCGGUGAUUCACGUAAUCAUUCUCUUGCCCUUUGUAAUGUACCAAACGAUCCAAAUUUUCAGAUAAAUAUUCCUAUAAGUGAAGUAUUUUGGGAUCCACCGUCAUUUCCCAUUCCACCGAUGUAUGCUCCAGAAAUCCCGGCAAACAUAAUUAGUAACAAUUUUAUUAUUGACUUGUACCGGAUCCAGCGAAUUGCUUUAAAAGCUGAAAUGUGA